Messenger RNA from Malania oleifera, 1371 nucleotides. RefSeq names its product E3 ubiquitin-protein ligase PUB23-like. The record is from RefSeq and is a predicted model, not a curated record. The coding region runs from base 1 to 1371 and encodes 456 amino acids. NCBI's taxonomy places the organism in Eukaryota, Viridiplantae, Streptophyta, Magnoliopsida, Santalales, Ximeniaceae. Gene Ontology annotation, molecular function: ubiquitin protein ligase activity. Gene Ontology annotation, biological process: protein ubiquitination. The transcript has 2 exons.
AUGGAUAGCAGCAGUGUGGAAAUUCCUGAAUACUUCGUCUGCCCUAUAAGUCUUCAGAUCAUGAAAGAUCCGGUGACCACCGUGACCGGCAUCACCUACGACCGGAAAAGCAUCGAGCUCUGGCUGUUCACCUGCGACACCACCACUUGUCCGGUCACCAAGCAGCGGCUGCCGCCGGACUCCGACCUAACCCCCAACCACACCCUCCGCCGUCUGAUCCAAGCAUGGUGCAUGGAAAAUGCAUCCAACGGUGUUGAUCAGAUUCCCACUCCCCAAGCACCUCUCAGAAAAUCCCAUCUCCUGAAAAUCCUACAAGAUCUCCAAAACCCUAAGUUGCAGCUAAAAACCCUAAAAAGGCUGGAGUUGUUGGCCACGGACAACCAGAGCAACAGGAAGUACAUGGCAGAAGCUGGCGUGGCUAAUACCAUGGCAUCAAUUAUCGUAAAUUGUCACAAGAAAGGGCAGAUCUCGGGUCUCGACGAAGCUCUAAGGGUUCUCCAUCUUGUUUUGACUAAUUCACCGGCUGAAAGGGCAGUACUCCUCGACCCAAAUGAUCAAAUUAUCGACUCGUUGAGUUGGGCUUUAGGGUUGGAGAUCUAUAAGGAUGUCGCGGCUAAAGGACAUGCAGUACUAAUAUUGAAAGCACUCAUGGAAACAGCGAGUGCUAAUAUACUAGAGAGGCUAAAACUAGAGUUCUAUGAUAGAAUUUUAGGUGUCCUAGGGAAUGAAAGAUUAGGCUCUCAGAAGAGAAUCAUCAAUACCGCUUUGCAAGUGUUAUUAGAUGCUUGUCCAAGGGGAAGAAACCGAAUGGUGAUGGUCGAAGCCGGGGCAGUUUUUAGGCUCAUUGAGCUCGAGCUCGGCAUGCCUGAGAAGAGAACCAGUGAGCUCAUAUUCGGGAUAUUGUUUCAUUUAUGCUCCUGUGCAGAUGGGAGAGCUCAGCUCCUAAGUCACAGAGGCGGGAUCGCCAUGGUUUCGAGGAGGAUUAUGAGGGUGUCAGCAACUGUUGACGAUCGAGGGAUUUCAAUUCUUUUGUUGAUAUGUAAGUUUGCGGGGACUCGGGCGGUGCUUAGGGAAAUGUUGGUGGUUGGAGGAGUGGCAAAGCUUUGCAUGGUGAUGGAAGCGGACUGCGCUGCAUAUUUGAAAGAUAGAGUAUUGGAAAUCCUUGCAUUGCACUCUAGUGCGUGGAGAGACUCUCCUUGUUUUUCACGAUGUCUACAAGAUCCUAUGGAUAUUAGCUCUGCUCCUACAAGUGAUAAUGCCAGUGAUGGAGAAGAAGAUACAACUGAAGAAGAGGAAGAAGGUGAUGAUGAAGGCACUAGAGAAGAUGAAGAAGAUGCAGCUAAUGAUGAUGAUAAUGUUGUAGAUGAUUGA